Molecule: messenger RNA, 2247 nt
Organism: Trichoderma breve
Lineage: Eukaryota; Fungi; Ascomycota; Sordariomycetes; Hypocreales; Hypocreaceae
Product: sec23/Sec24 trunk domain-containing protein
Exons: 8
Coding region: 1-2247 (748 amino acids)
Biological process (GO): COPII-coated vesicle budding; COPII-coated vesicle cargo loading; intracellular protein transport
Cellular component (GO): endoplasmic reticulum exit site; COPII vesicle coat
Molecular function (GO): GTPase activator activity; zinc ion binding
Source: RefSeq, a predicted model, not a curated record
AUGGACUACGAAGCAGUCAAAGAGCAAUGGAGCGAGGUGGAAGAUCGCGAUGGCGUUCGCCUUAGCUGGAAUGUCUUCCCCAGCUCUCGAAUGAUCAAACAGGAAGCAUCGAGACUAGUAGUGCCCAUUGGCGCUCUAUUCACCCCGCUGAAAGAGAAGCCCGAGACGCCUCUACUUCAAUUCGAGCCCGUCACAUGCAAGCAGCCUUGUCGAUCGGUCCUCAAUCCAUUCUGCCAAGUCGAUGUUCGUGCUCGAGUAUGGAUCUGCCCAUUCUGCUUGUCAAGAAACCAGCUCCCGGCGCAUUAUAAAGACAUCACCGCGAAUGCGAUUCCACCGGAGCUGCACCCUGCCAAUACUACCAUCGAAUAUAGGCUGUCAAGGCCUGCUCCUGCGCCACCUCUGUUCCUGUACGUGGUUGAUCUAUGCCAAGAGGAGGACAGCUUGUCUGCACUUAAGGAAUCACUCGUCAUGAGCCUCAGCCUGCUCCCAGAAAACGCGCUGGUUGGCCUCAUCACCUACGGCACAAUGGCCCAAGUCCACGAGAUCGGCUAUGAAGGUUGCGCCAAAUCGUAUGUUUUCCGCGGGAGCAAGGACUACUCCGCCAAGAAUGUCCAAGAUAUGCUAGGACUGUCUUCUCAGCCUCAAGCCGAAUUCCAGCUCACCAAGGUUUUGGAGGCACUACAAAAAGAUCCCUGGCCAACUGCCAGCGACCGGAGAAGCCUUCGUUGCACAGGUGUCGCUUUGAGCGUUGCCAUCGGGCUGAUGGAAUCAACUUUCCAAAACUCUGGUGGCCGCAUCAUGCUCUUUGCCGGCGGGCCUGCCACUGAAGGCCCCGGUAUGGUUGUCGGUCCGGAACUAAGGGAGCCGAUUCGUGGACAUCACGACAUUGAUCGCGAUAACGCCAAGUGCUACAAGAAGGCAUUGAAGUUCUACGAUAACCUCGCCAAGCGCACUGCUCAUAAUGGGCACAUUAUAGAUAUAUUCGCAGGCUGCCUCGACCAAGUUGGCUUAUUGGAAAUGAAGGGGCUUUGCAACUCGACAGGAGGUCAUAUGAUUCUCACUGACAGCUUCACAUCUUCUAUGUUCAAACAAUCAUUUGUCCGCAUAUUCGAAAAGGACGGCGACGAUAACCUCCUCAUGGGCUUCAAUGCAGUGCUCGAAGUGCUGACGACCAAGGAGCUUAAAGUCACUGGCCUAAUCGGGCAUGCGGUAUCUCUCAACAAGAAGUCGGUCUCGGUUGGUGAGACAGAAUGUGGCAUUGGUAACACCUGCUCAUGGAAAAUGUGUGGCAUCGACCCCAACUCCAGCUAUGGUAUAUAUUUUGAAGUUGCCAACCAAGGGCCGGCAGCUCAUCAACAGGCACCCCAAAAGGGAAUGAUGCAGUUCUUGACAUAUUACCAGCAUUCCUCGGGCCAAUUCCACCUUCGAGUAACAACUAUUGCUCGAAAUUUGAGUGGCCCUGCCGGAGACCCGGCUAUUGCACAGUCUUUCGACCAAGAAGCAGCAGCAGUCCUCAUGUCGCGGAUAGCUGUUUUCAAGGCCGAAGUCGACGAUGGCCCAGAUGUGCUUCGCUGGGUGGAUAGGAUGUUGAUUCGGCUUUGCUCCAGAUUUGCAGACUAUCGUAAGGAUGACCCGACGUCGUUCCGCUUGGAGAAGAAUUUCACCCUCUAUCCUCAAUUCAUGUUCCACCUCCGGAGAAGUCAGUUUCUCCAAGUUUUCAACAACUCGCCCGAUGAGACUGCGUUUUAUCGUCAUGUCUUAAACCACGAAGACGUCAGCAACUCCCUCGUCAUGAUUCAACCGACUCUGGACUCGUACACAUUUGAUCAGGACGGCGGCCAGCCAGUGCUACUUGACUCUGCGUCCAUUCAGCCAACCCACAUAUUGCUGCUGGAUACUUUCUUCCACAUUCUUAUCUUCCAUGGCGAAACCAUUGCUGAGUGGCGGAAGGCUGGUUACCAAGAGCAAGAGGGAUACGAAAACUUUGCUGCCCUGUUGGAACAGCCAAAGGAAGAUGCUAGAGACCUCAUCACAGAUCGAUUCCCACUGCCCAGAUUCAUCAUUUGCGACGCAGGCGGCUCCCAAGCUAGAUUCCUGCUAUCCAAACUCAACCCAUCAACCACCCACACGACGGGACCUUACGGCGGUGUGGGGGCAACCUCUGCCCAAACCAUUUUCACCGAUGAUGUUUCCCUGCAGACUUUUAUGGACCAUUUGAUGAAGCUCGCUGUUAGUGGCACGAAUUAA